AUGAUUCCUCCGAGCAGCAUGACUGAAGUCAGCGUGGAUAGUGUGGAGAAAGAGAAUGAAGUGGAGAGCACAGAGCAGCCCCCCUCUCCAGCAUCAACCACCAGCCAGGAAUCAAAGCUGCAGAAGCUGAAACGGUCACUCUCCUUCAAGACCAAAAGCUUGCGGAGUAAAAGUGCAGACAAUUUCUUCCAGAGGACUAACAGUGACGUGAAACUGCAAGUGGACUUGAUGCCUGAGGUGAGCACGAGCACAGGGCAGCUCCCCAGCUCAGAGAGCCAGGCAUCUUCCCCCACCAGAGCCCAGCAGCUGCCAGAAAACAAGGCUCACAUCUUCCACGAGCACAUCUUCAAAAAACCCACCUUCUGUGAUGUCUGCAACCACAUGAUUGUUGGGACAAACACUAAACAUGGACUGCGCUGUAAAGUUUGUAAGAUGAGUAUCCACCACAAGUGUGCAGACAGUAUUGGACAACAGCGUUGUAUGGGCAAGCUGCCAAAGGGAUUUCGACGGUACUACAGCUCACCACUACUCGUUCAUGAACAGUUUGGCUGCAUCAAAGAAGUGAUGCCUAUUGCCUGUGGCAAUAAAGUUGAUCCUGUGUACGAAACUCUCCGCUUUGGGACUUCCUUAGCUCAGAAAACUAAGAAGGGCAGUUCUGGCAGUGGGUCUGACUCUCCCAAUAGGAAUUCUACAGCUGACCUGGCAGAAGUUCCUGAGGAAGCUGACAGCAGCCUUGACAUAACCAGGAAACGCAGCAACAGUGUGUUUACAUAUUCUGAAAAUGGCACAGAACACUUUGGAGAAGAACCAAAAAAUAUACAUUCCCUGGGACCAUUUUAUAAAAGCACGCUACAAAUGAACACUUAUGUUGCCUUGUACAAAUUUGUACCACAAGAAAAUGAAGACUUAGAGAUGAGGCCAGGGGAUAUGAUCACUCUUCUGGAAGACUCCAAUGAAGACUGGUGGAAGGGCAAAAUUGAUGACAGAACUGGAUUUUUUCCUGCUAACUUUGUUCAGAGAGUGCAACAUGAUGAGAAGAUUUACAGGUGUAUCAGGACAUUCAUUGGCUGCAAGGAGCAGGGACAGAUAACUCUGAAAGAGAACCAGAUUUGCGUGACUUCAGAAAAGGAACGCGACGGCUUUAUCAAAGUAUACAGUGGGAAGAAGAAAGGUUUUGUCCCCAUAGACAUCUUAGAAAACAUCUGAUUUCAGCACCCCACUUUGCCCUUUGUUGGC
Cygnus atratus (black swan) is the source of this 1236-nucleotide messenger RNA. It is a transcript of the gene STAC, whose product is annotated as SH3 and cysteine rich domain. The transcript is spliced from 11 exons. Gene Ontology annotation, cellular component: extrinsic component of cytoplasmic side of plasma membrane. Gene Ontology annotation, biological process: skeletal muscle contraction; positive regulation of voltage-gated calcium channel activity; positive regulation of protein localization to plasma membrane. Bases 1 to 1206 code for a protein of 401 amino acids. The record is from RefSeq and is a predicted model, not a curated record. NCBI's taxonomy places the organism in Eukaryota, Metazoa, Chordata, Aves, Anseriformes, Anatidae. Gene Ontology annotation, molecular function: transmembrane transporter binding.